AUGUCGAAUUCAGCAGUAAGGUUGCAUCGGCAUUUCUAAUAAGACUAAUUUGUUUUCAGCUGGCCAAAGAGAGAUUUUCACCCAAAGCGGCUUUAGAGAGCAUCAGAUCUGUGAGUUUAAACAUCUCGGGAAUAUUUUCUUUUCAGAGGAUUCAUUUCGGACGUAAACCGGCGAAAAACAAUUCUUCAACUCCUCGAUCGAUGUCUCGCUGUGUUUCAACUCCUCAGCCUUCAGCGUCUCCGAGCUCUCAGUCUUUGAAUUCGGUAACCUCGAGUAUUUCAUAUUCGUCUAGAGGGUUUACGUCGCAGAAGAGGCGGACAGCACCAGCGCCACCUGGGUCGGAACCAGAAUUUGUGGAGAACGUUGUUAUAAGGACCUACCAUCAUGAUACGGUUGAGAAGAAACAUUUUCAACAUGGAAAUUCGGGGCCACAAGAGACGCCUCGGAGAGAUGAAAGGGCUUUUUCAAAUGGUAGGCGACUAUUUUCAAACGAAGACUCGCAGUCACAAGUUCGACUGAUCGGGUUUGAAGACUCAAAAACUGUAAUUAAUGACUAUAAUGAAAGGAUUUUGCGAAAGGUCGUAGAAAGUAAGUUCCAGUUGUAAUAUAUGUAAAUAAUUUUUUAGCUAAUCACUCUUCUUAUGACACUCUGCGUAAGAAAGUUGAAGCAAGACUGGAACAUAAAGGAAAAGAGUCGCAAGACCGAGGAAGUAAUAGAGGUUCAAUUCAGUCCACCGAAUCGGGGUCAACGGAAUUAGAGGACCAGGAGAGAAAGCGAAAUACGGAGUCUCCGUUGAAGUUCUUUGAUAAUACUGACAAAGUAUUGGGCCAAAAUGUUAAUUAUAAUGUUCAGAAUAUCAAUGAUACUGAUGAAUUGUAAGUAGAUGUUGAAAAUUUAACUUUUUUGUUUUCAGAAAGACUGAUCAAGUUUAUUUACACUUGAACAAAGAAUAUGCACGGUUGGGGCAGUUGUUGUUUGAUUGGAACAAGUUAAGGCUGGACGAUUCAAGCGAUAAGAUUGUCGACCUUCAGGUGAGUGGAUUUUUUUAUUUUUUUUUUUGUUGUUUCGUUUGUUUGUAUCCGAUUUUUUUUAAGAAGAAAGUGGUCAAGCAGAUUCAAUUAAUUGACGAUCUUUUCAAGUACAAUUGUUUGAAAGAGAAAAUAAAGAAGUCUGAAUCAUGCAGCCAAUUAGAAGUGGAAGGGAGAAACGGAACACUUAGUCUGGAAGAAAGUCGAUUUCCUCGAGACAACGAACGUAACCACAACAUCAACAUCAUGAAGUCUGACCCGAAUAUAAGAUCACCGCAAGUAGUAAAAUCCAAUAUUAACACCCAGAAUGGAAAUGGGGAUGGAUAUAACGGAACUUACAAUUGGAGGGAUACCUUGAAAUCACCGGCUAAGCAGCAAACUCCAUCGAAAUUCAAAAGAUCAAGUGGAAUGCGAACAUUUGAAUUGGAGAAAAAUAAGGAAGACCUGAAGGACGACAGUCUGAACAAUAUCGACGUCCCGGGGAAUGUGGUCUCAACUAAGGAAAUCCCCAAAAAAGAUGUUGCCUUGCGAACAUUUCAUGAUAAACCGAGCAACCAUAAAGAGAUCAAAAAAGAAGAUAGCAAUACAGUAGACAAGGUAAAGAAGGCGCCUAAUAUCUACAGUAAUAAGGAACGGGCUUCUUCAUUCGCGACUCCCAAAACUUGGAUUAUUUCAAGCUUGGCACAACGGAAUGAAAUCCAGAAUGAGACGAAGCCAUCCUUCAAGGACUUAGUAAGAUACGUUGUAAAUUGGUUUUUUAUGUCUUUUUAGCCUGCCGCUCAGAGAUCUGAGGAAACCUCAGGUCCAAUGCCAAAAAACCAAUCAAACUGGCAGAGCAAACUGAAGGUUGAAUUAGAACCUGUAGAAUUUGACUCGUCCAUCGAAGAACCAAUACCGGUGUCAGUGAAGUUGUUAUUAAACGAAGCCGAAGCGUCAUCUGAAUGUGAGGACACUUCCAUUGGGCUUCUUUCACCUCCAAAUCCACUUCACACCAUCUUCGAAGCAUCGGAAGACAAUUCGGAGGCCGAAGAAAGUGUGGAAAAAAGGCCUCAACCUCCAGUCGUGGGGCGAACCCUACUUGUUAACGUUGUCAGACCUUCGACCUCUGCUCCUCCUCCUCCACCACUGCCAAAAAAUUUAUUUGCUAAAAAUGAAUCUGAGGUAACGUGAUGUAUUACUAAAGCGUCGUUUAGAUUCCGAUCAAGGUGGAGAAACAAAAAGGCGGGAACAACUCUCAGAAGGAAGGACCAAAGGUGUGAUCCAUCAAAUGUUUUCAUUAUGAUAUAACUUUGUUAUUAUAGGAUGAUGGCGAUCAUUUACGCAAGACCUGGGAUCAGAUCAUGGCCGACAUCAGAGCCCAUGCCGUUAGAAGGGCGCAGAAUGCCCAGAACAGUAGCUAA
Molecule: messenger RNA, 2429 nt
Organism: Bursaphelenchus xylophilus (pine wood nematode)
Lineage: Eukaryota; Metazoa; Nematoda; Chromadorea; Rhabditida; Aphelenchoididae
Source: the annotation of a GenBank genome assembly